UGCCGGGUGCAGGGUGGCGGGGAGCUGAGCAGCCUGGCGUGGACACGACCUGGGCGCGUGUGUGCGCGCGUGAGCGAGGCAGCGGGGGCGGCUGCAGCAGGCCUGCUCGGCUCUUGCGGGGUGCUGCGGGGUGCGCAAGUGCCGCCACCGAGCCUGCCCUCUUGAAGUUGCAGAGCUCCGCCCGCCCCGUGUCCCGCGGCCACCGGCCCUGGUCCGCAAGCCUCCCCAAGGUGUCGCCCCGCUAAGGCGGCAUCGCCUUCCAGAACCUUCCACCGUCCAGUCCACGGGGCCCCUGCUCGACCACCGCCCGCAGCGGCAGAGGACACCCCACCCGCCAGCAUGCCGAGGAACCAGGGCUUCUCCGACCCCGAGUACUCGGCCGAGUACUCCGCCGAGUACUCGGUCAGCCUGCCCUCCGACCCCGAGCGCGGGGUGGGCCGCACCCAUGAGAUCUCCGUGCGGAACUCGGGGUCCUGCCUGUGUCUGCCCCGCUUCAUGCGGCUGACCUUCGUGCCCGAGUCCCUGGAGAACCUCUACCAGACCUACUUCAAGCGGCAGCGCCACGAGACCCUGUUGGUGCUGGUGGUCUUCGCGGCUCUCUUCGACUGCUACGUGGUGGUCAUGUGCGCCGUGGUCUUCUCGGGGGACAAGCUGGCCCCGCUGGCCGUGGCCGCCGUGGGGCUGCUGCUGGACGUCCUGCUCUUCGCGCUCUGCAAGAGGGGGCUGCUGCCCGACCGGGUCACCCGCAAGGUGGUGCCCUACCUGCUGUGGCUGCUCAUCUCCGCCCAGAUCUUCUCCUACCUGGGCCUGCACUUCGCCAGGGCCCACGCUGCCAGCGACACGGUGGGCUGGCAGGCCUUCUUCGUCUUCUCCUUCUUCAUCACGCUGCCGCUCAGCCUCAGCCCCAUCGUGGUGCUCUCCGUGGUCUCCUGCGCGGUGCACACGCUCGUGCUGGGGGUCACAGUGGCCCAGCAGCAGCAGGAGACGCUGCACGGGGUCCAGUUGCUGAGGGAGGUGAGUGCUGGGCUAAUCCUGGCCAACAUCUUCUUGUACCUGUGCGCCAUCAUCGUGGGCAUCAUGUCCUACUACAUGGCCGACCGCAAGCACCGCAAGGCCUUCCUGGAGGCCCGCCAGUCACUGGAGGUGAAGAUGAACCUGGAGGAGCAGAGCCAGCAGCAGGAGAACCUUAUGCUGUCCAUCCUGCCCAAACAUGUGGCCGACGAGAUGUUGAAAGACAUGAAGAAGGACGAGAGUCAGAAGGACCAGCAGCAGUUUAACACCAUGUACAUGUACCGCCACGAGAACGUCAGCAUCCUCUUCGCCGACAUCGUGGGCUUCACCCAGCUGUCAUCUGCCUGCAGCGCCCAGGAACUGGUGAAGCUGCUCAACGAGCUCUUUGCCCGCUUUGACAAGCUGGCGGCCAAAUACCACCAACUGCGGAUCAAGAUCCUGGGAGAUUGCUACUACUGCAUCUGCGGGCUGCCUGACUACCGGGAGGACCACGCCGUGUGCUCCAUCCUCAUGGGGCUCGCCAUGGUGGAGGCCAUCUCCUACGUGCGGGAGAAGACAAAGACAGGCGUGGACAUGCGCGUGGGUGUGCACACGGGCGCCGUGCUGGGCGGCGUGCUGGGCCAGAAGCGCUGGCAGUACGACGUGUGGUCCACCGACGUCACCGUGGCCAACAAGAUGGAGGCCGGCGGCAUCCCCGGGCGCGUGCACAUCUCGCAGAGCACCAUGGACUGCCUCAAGGGGGAGUUUGACGUGGAGCCGGGUGACGGGGGCAGCCGCUGCGACUACCUGGACGAGAAGGGCAUCGAGACCUACCUCAUCAUCGCCUCCAGGCCGGAGGUGAAGAAGACGGCCACCCGGAACGGCCUCAAUGGCUCGGCCCUGCCCAAUGGAGCUCCAGCCUCUAAGCCCAGCACCCCGGCCCUCAUUGAGACCAAGGAGCCCAACGGGGGUGCCCACACAGGCGGAUCCACUUCAGAGGAGGCCGAGGAGCAAGAGGGCCAGGCUGACAACCCCUCCUUCCCCAAUCCCCGCCGGAGGCUGCGGCUGCAGGACCUGGCCGACCGCGUGGUGGACGUGUCGGAGGACGAGCACGAGCUCAACCAGCUUCUCAACGAGGCGCUGCUGGAGCGCGAGUCGGCCCAGGUGGUGAAGAAGAGGAACACCUUCCUGCUGUCCAUGCGGUUCAUGGACCCCGAGAUGGAGACCCGCUACUCGGUGGAGAAGGAGAAGCAGAGCGGGGCGGCCUUCAGCUGCUCCUGCGUGGUGCUGCUCUGCACGGCGCUCGUGGAGAUCCUCAUUGACCCCUGGCUGAUGACAAACUACGUGACCUUUGUGGUGGGGGAAGUCCUCCUCCUUGUCCUGACCAUCUGCUCCAUGGCCGCCAUCUUCCCCCGGUCCUUUCCCAAGAAGCUCGUGGCCUUCUCAUCGUGGAUUGACCGGACCCGCUGGGCCAGGAACACCUGGGCCAUGUUGGCCAUCUUCAUCCUGGUGAUGGCCAAUGUCGUGGACAUGCUCAGCUGCCUGCAGUGCUACACGGGGCCCAGCAACGGCACGGCCGGGGCGGAGGUGGUGGACGGCUGCGUGGAGAACCCCAAGUAUUACAGCUACGUCGCCGUGCUGUCCCUCAUCGCCACCAUCAUGCUGGUGCAAGUCAGCCACAUGGUGAAGCUCGCCCUGAUGCUGCUCGUCUCAGGGGCUGUCGCCGUCAUUAACAUCUACGCUUGGCGUCCCAUCUUCGACGACUAUGACCACAGACGCUUCCAGGAGCGCGACUUUCCUCUGGUGGCCUUAGAGAAGAUGCAGGUGUUGGCCACCCCUGGGCUCAACGGCACCGGCAGGCUGCCGCUGGUGCCAUCCAAGUACUCCACGACAGUGAUGAUCGUCGUCAUGGUGCUGAGCUUCUACUACUUCUCCCGCCACGUGGAGAAACUGGCGCGGACCCUGUUCCUGUGGAAGAUUGAGGUCCAUGACCAGAAGGAGCGUGUGUACGAAAUGCGACGUUGGAAUGAGGCCUUGGUCACCAACAUGCUGCCCGAGCAUGUGGCCCGCCACUUCCUGGGCUCCAAGAAGAGAGAUGAGGAGCUGUACAGCCAGUCCUAUGAUGAGAUCGGGGUCAUGUUUGCCUCGCUGCCCAACUUCGCCGACUUCUACACAGAGGAGAGCAUCAACAACGGAGGCAUCGAGUGCCUGCGCUUCCUCAAUGAGAUCAUCUCCGACUUUGACUCUCUGUUGGACAACCCCAAGUUCCGGGUCAUCACCAAAAUCAAAACCAUCGGCAGCACCUACAUGGCAGCUUCUGGCGUCACCCCGGACGUCAACACCAACGGCUUCACCAGCUCCAGCAAGGAGGAGAAGUCAGACAAGGAGCGAUGGCAGCACCUGGCCGACCUGGCCGACUUUGCGCUCGCCAUGAAGGACACGCUCACCAACAUCAACAACCAGUCCUUCAAUAACUUCAUGCUGCGCAUAGGCAUGAACAAAGGAGGGGUGCUGGCUGGGGUCAUCGGUGCCCGGAAACCACACUAUGACAUCUGGGGUAACACGGUCAACGUGGCCAGCAGGAUGGAGUCCACGGGGGUCAUGGGCAACAUUCAGGUGGUGGAGGAGACACAAGUCAUCCUUCGAGAGUACGGCUUCCGCUUCGUCAGGCGGGGGCCCAUCUUUGUGAAGGGCAAGGGGGAGCUGCUGACCUUCUUCUUGAAGGGCCGCGACAAGCCGGCCGCCUUCCCCAACGGCGCCUCCAUCACGCUGCCCCACCAGGUGGUAGACAGCUCCUGACUGGCCCCGAGCCCCGAAGGAGUCUGAGAGGAAAUUUUUAGUCGUGGGGGUCAGAAGAAAGGCCUUGGGGCUGGACAGAUGGCCGAGGCCCACUAUUCCCAGACUGUCAAAGCGCACGCUCACGUAGACUUUAGGUUUAACGAUCUCCUCAAGCCUCCUCUGUUCGUGGCACGUGAGCUCUGAGGGUGGCUGUACUCUUCUUCCCCGGUGAGCCUGUAGCUUCCCCAGAGAGUAGGGGUCUUAGGCAUCGCAGGGGAACUGAACCCUCCCCCAGCCCGGAGAGGCCACGGCCACUUGUGAGUGGGACAUGUGGGAGGUGGGACAGAGCUGCCUUCGUCGCAGGGCUGGGGACCCAGGGUCCCCGCCUGGUCUGAGCGAGAAGAGACGGCCCUCACCCUGAUGUUCCUGAUAAUCUUGAAAGGUUCUCCUGGAACCCGUCACCUUAGUCCCGAGAGCAGAAAGUGCAAUAUUUCCUUCUACCAGGCUGGGGGGUGGGGUGGGACGGGGAGGGAGGGGAGAGGGCUCUAUUUCUGAGAGAAAAUAUAUAAACAGAUCUUCUACAUUUAUAUUUUUAACUUUCUGUUAAAAAAAAACAAAAACACUUUCCGAAACUGCCUUGCCUUCUGAGCUCUUGCUACAGUCGCCUUUGCUACUGCUUUAAAGGAGAAAUCACAGGUAUUGUAAAGAACAAGACUGUUUUAUUAAAAGCUUUACUCAACUUGAA
This is a messenger RNA of Erinaceus europaeus (western European hedgehog), 4513 nucleotides long. RefSeq names its product adenylate cyclase 3 (gene ADCY3). Lineage: Eukaryota; Metazoa; Chordata; Mammalia; Eulipotyphla; Erinaceidae. Gene Ontology annotation, molecular function: adenylate cyclase activity. Gene Ontology annotation, biological process: adenylate cyclase-activating G protein-coupled receptor signaling pathway; cAMP biosynthetic process; intracellular signal transduction. Gene Ontology annotation, cellular component: plasma membrane. The record is from RefSeq and is a predicted model, not a curated record.